This is a messenger RNA of Thamnophis elegans (Western terrestrial garter snake), 350 nucleotides long. RefSeq names its product FGFR1 oncogene partner-like. Bases 75 to 338 code for a protein of 87 amino acids. The transcript has 3 exons. Lineage: Eukaryota; Metazoa; Chordata; Lepidosauria; Squamata; Natricidae. The record is from RefSeq and is a predicted model, not a curated record.
UGUUCCUCAGCCAAAGCCUGGACAAAGAGCCAUAUCUUCCAAUCACACUUAACUAUUAAUGAUGUCAAAUAUCAAUGUAUAUUGAAAGGUUCAAUUUCAAGUCUUCUAAUUCUUCAUUUAAUUGUUUACAAACAGGAGAGGAAAAUGAAUAUAUUGAUGAUUUCAACAGCACCAGUCAUCGGUCAGAGAAAAGUGAAGUCAGCAUUGGUGAAGAAAUAGAUGAUAUUUCUAUGGAAAUAGAAGACUUCAUUACUAGUGAAAAGCUUGAAGACCUCACACAAGACUUCACUGUUUCUCAGUUAAGCGUUGAAGCAGAUUACCUAGAGGAUGUUGCAUGAGUAGAGAGCAGA